GUCUGAUAAACAAUCAGAUAAUAAAUUUGAUGAACAAGUAGAACUUUAUGAAGAACAAAUUUUUCAGAUAGUUGAAGAAGUGUAUUCAGUAGUUGAAAUAUUUGCAAAUUCAAAUAGGUUUGGAAUUAGAAAAGGACAUAUUGAGAAAAAUCCAAAUAAUAGUUAUGAAAUUUCAAGAAUAUUUCUAUGCUAUCAUGCUGGAAGACCAUUGAAUGAAAAAAAAUUACAUAAAAUUAAGGAGUCUGGUUCAUAUAGAACUGAUUGUAAAUAG
This is a messenger RNA of Scutellospora calospora, 271 nucleotides long. The record is from the annotation of a GenBank genome assembly. Lineage: Eukaryota; Fungi; Glomeromycota; Glomeromycetes; Diversisporales; Gigasporaceae.